AUGCAUUCUUAUCGUUUACCUCAUAAUCCUAUUUUACGUUUUAUAGCAUUUUGUCAUGGUAUUCGUAACAUUCGAUAUUCUACAAUUCGCUCUUACUUAGCUGCUAUUUGUCUUUAUCGUUUACGUGCUGGUUUUUCUGAUCCAUUUUUAGAUAUGCGUAGUUAUAAACUACCACAAAUUGAAAUGAUUCUUAAAGGCGCACGACGUUUAGAUUUUGUAUCCACCAUACAAUGCAAACCUAUUACCAUCGAUAUUCUAAACAAAUUAAUUGGUGUAUUACGAUGCGGUAUAUUUAAUCCUUAUCUCAAUACAUUAAUGCAAGCAGCACUUACUACCGCAUUUUGGAGUUUCUUCAGAUCCGGUGAAUUAUUUCCUGAUAAAUUUUCUCCACGCUUACAUGUUACAAAAGCUGAUAUUCAAUGUGAUAUAAACUGUAUUAUUAUUCAUUAA
Rotaria sp. Silwood1 is the source of this 450-nucleotide messenger RNA. NCBI's taxonomy places the organism in Eukaryota, Metazoa, Rotifera, Eurotatoria, Philodinida, Philodinidae. The record is from the annotation of a GenBank genome assembly.